GACAUAGUUACGGUAUGUAAACGACCGUCGAUGCUUGGUGGGUAUAGAUUAUGGUCUCUCCAUUCAAAAUGGAGGCAGGAUUUACUCACAGAAAACGUGGAUCUGCGCUCGAGGUCUUCAAACAAGCGUGACUUUGCCGUCGACUCGAAGGCGUCGUGCCGAGCGUUUGUUGCCAUAGUGACGCAAGCUGAGUGAGUGGAAGACAGACGAUUUUUUUUGCGACCGACGUAAACACUGCAUGUCUGUAUGUAUCGUGUUAUGCAUGUAGUAUAUUUUGCCGGCACAAGCGUAUUUUCAGACGCAGGGGAUUUGUGUUAUCUUGGUGACAGGCUCAGUAUCCAAGGAAACAGAAAGACGUCGUCUGCGCUAAUGCAGCCAAGGCUUUAGCGACAUCUGGGGCUAGAAGACUACAGCAUCGGUGUACCGACUACAGUGUUAUUGAAUGGUUAUCCGCAAGGCGCCCAGUGUCUACUAUAAACCCAGCGACCGGUGACCACUCCAGCUUUCAGUGUGCAUGUAAAACAUGUACACAGCGACAUGACAGCAGUAUACAGGACACACCAGACAACUACAACGUACAAUAUACUGCAGACAAACACGGGUAUACACACGUGUGUGUGGACGUUUUAGUACAACACAGCAGUCUACUUGGUUAUACUUCUGAAAUGUGGAACUCGCUGUUGAGCCCUCUAUCACGAGGACAAGGGAAGCAAAACGGAGCUCUGAAGGUUGUGGACAAAUCUGAGGAAUACUCGGUCCCAUCCUUCCUGCCCUCCCUGGUGCCCCCCGAGAAGACAGUAUGGCAUCUCCCAUCCCGGUUGGCGCGGGACGAUGGUGAGGUGGUCCUCCCCAGGACGUACCUCACCCGCCGGGGUCCCUUACUCCUCUUCACCACCCCGGACAUGCUCAUGGCCGAGCAGCAGGGCGAACAGCACCGCCCCAGGGCGUCCCGUCACCGCCUGAAGGGCACGGAGCCAGGCGUUACCCUGGGCACCGUGGACGGGCUGAUCGAGUCGGUACUGCAGUUUGGACUUGAAGAGGCGGCGGACGAACCGAAAGGCAAAACGUUCCUGCGUUUCCUGAAGGGUCUUGACGAGAGAAGUAUCGACAUGCGGGCCCAGCCUGGAGGAGACCUGGGGGUCUAUCUCAGACAUCUCAAGUCAUCUGCAGGACGUCCCAAGUUUUCACGAGAGUCAGACUCCAGCCAGUACUACAGCGACAACAGCAGAACUCUGAGUGGGGACUUCGGGCCCAAAGGACACAGUCGGUCAUACAGCUCUGGAGUUGGAAUGAACAACAAACUUUCCUCCGGGCAGCUGUUAGCCUCGCUCCAGUCGGCUGGGUCCUACCUCGGCCGUCCGUUCAGCACUGCGCAGGCGCAAGACUUCGCCUCUCGAACCUCCAACUACGCAGACGACGAGUCGGACUCGGAGGGAUAUCUACUCACCAAAGGUCACAGGUCACAUCAUCAUGACCACGGGUUUAAGGUCGGAGGUGAAGGUUCAAAGGUUAAAGGGAUGGUGAGGAAGAAAACGCAUCGGUUACCUGACUCCCAAUCGUUUUCCCGCCAAAUUUCAGGCCAGUUUUACGAACAUGAUGACGCAAUCCAAUCAGACGACAGUUCCAGUAGCUCAGGCCUGACGUCUAGUAAGUCGACGUUCCGAAAUAAGAAGUCAACAAAGAAGAGCAGGGCUAGUCCAUCGUCUGCGAAGUCAAGGUCUUUUCCUGGUCACCUUGAAAGACUUGAUUCAGAUGUUCGAGAUAAUACCGAGAGUCCCCAGUCCCCGACGAUAGCCCCUCCACCCCCCUCGGUCAUGGAAUCUUCCGGACAGGAGGAUCCUGGGAACGAGCUCGAGCAUCAUGGGAUUGGGACGAAAAUACACGCGGAAAUGUCGCAAGAAAGUGAGCAAGAUGAUAUCAGUCGUCUUAAAGACACUCAGUCAAGGUCAACGUCAACGACGUCAUCUCGUCGUCAGAGACGAUCACGGGGACUUGCCAGCGGAAACGGAAGUGACGUAGGCAAUAAAAGCCCGCGUAAAGAGCGCAUUGACACCGGUUAUGAGACAGCGGAGCAACCAGAUACAACCGGGAGGCUUUUACGUCAACAAGAACAAAAUGAAGAUGAUCAAAUAGAUGGUCCUACUAGGAGGAUUCUAGAUAACAGACAAUCGUCGUUCCAUUCGUCGGACGUAGAUUCGAUAUUUCAAGUCGCUUCCCGUCCGGAGUCAAGAAAUAAUGUUCAGCAAAAUGACGUAGCAGACACCGAAGAGGAGUCAGAAGAGAGAUUCCGUCAAAACGUCGAAUCACUGAGACCACUGCUGCCACAAUACACAGUCGACAGCCUGGCGAGAAAAACUUCCUUCACGUUGCAGUCUUCCCUGCCCGAUGAAAACACGGAGGUCGUCCUGGAGCCCGUCGAGGUUGCCAUGUUACCCCACGCCCCGCGAGAAGUCGCGAGAUCUCGCAGUGUCAGCCAGAGCACCAUUCGUACUAUUCGCUCGUUCCUCUCCGGAGAGGCGGACGACGACGAUAGCACGGAUGGUAACGAUCUGGAGACUGGAGGUGGAUUUACCGACAGAACAAAUAUUUUAGAGCGAAACACAGACGACCAAGUGGACGGUCCAGUUACGAACACCCCCGGACCUGAAGGUGUGCAGUACGCUACGCGGACGUUAGAGGUCGCUGCAGACCCUACCAAAGCGCCUGCUGUUUCGGGUACCCAACAGGUGCAAACCAGCAGUGUUUCCAUAAAAGACAUUGAUCCGGACGAAAAGGCAGCUAUUCUCGCCAAAUUAGGCUACGGAACCCCAACUACUUCUAGCAAAGACAGCUUUGAAAAAGAAGAGGAAUCAAAACAGUCGCCAGAUCACAAGCCUUCAGUCACAGAACGCGAAUCCCUUCCGCAAAACACAACGGAAGACUCCACCAACAUGCAGCAGCAAGAGACAAAAGUGAAGAAAGGCCCCAUUUCCAUCCCGUCUGCUCCGUCGGGCGAAGAUACAGCUUCAGCUGAAAAACCUGCCGCUGCCGCAAGGAGGCGCCUCAAUUCCACCGAGCGGGCAGCGCUGAUGGCCAAACUUGGCAUGGCCGACGACGUGUCUGCGGAAAAGGACGCUGAUGUUAAAGAGGGGGAGCCACAAAAGUCACCCGGCCGCAAGGCAACUCAGGUGCCUAAACCAGGGUCGAAACCCGGUUCCCGAAAAGCAGCACGACAGAAACAACCGCCCAAGAAAAAGAACGGGAAGAAGAAAGACAGCGACGCCAAAACUCCCGAAAACGCCAAACCGGCGGUGGUGGGUAGUCUGGACAUCGCCGGUGUGGAGGGAGAGAGAGGUGACCGGGAGGAGUGGCUAGCAGAGGAUCCAGAGGAUGUCCAGAAUGACAUGGCUGAAGAAAGGGUGGAAGGAGAAGAGAAGGGCGACAAGAAGGCAGAAAAGGAAAGUAAGAAAAAACGAGCGCAAGAGCUGAAGAAAGAACAAGAGGAGCUAAAACAGAAGAUGCAGGAGGACAAAAAGCGCCGUGAAGAGGAACAGCGCAUGCUGAAGGAAAGGAUUCGAGAAAGGGAGGAGGCAAAGAGACGCGAAGACGAGGAAAGAAGGCGACAAAUAGAGGAACAACAGACGGCGGUUGAGAUGGCGGAAAUGGACGCGGAGGAAGCGGCACGUAUGGAGGAGGAGAGCAAACGACUUCUCGCCGAGUCUCGGAAAAAAGCGCGAGAAGAGAGAGAAGCCCGGCGGAAGGCAGACCAGGAGAGGCGGCGGGAAGAGGCGCAGAGAAGGCGGGACGAACAGAAACAGAUGCAACUGGAGGCCCAGGAGCGUGAAGAGCGCAUGCGCAGGGCGAUCGGAGACGCCGAAGAAAGACGAAGAUUGGCGGAGAUCGAACGGAAACGGAGAGAAGAGGAAGAGCGGAGACUGGAGGAGGAACAGAGAGCUGAGGAGGAGAGGAUGAGAAGAGAAGCCGAAGAAGAAGAGGAGAGAAUACGGGCGGCUGAGAGAUCGGCAGAGGAAGAAGAAAUGAGAAAAUUGGCCAGAGAACGGAGGGAGGCGGAAGAGCGAAAACGACUGGCUAAAGAGGAAGCGGAGAGGAAGAGGAGGGAGGAUGUUAAAAAGAAAUUCCUCCAGGAGUUAAAAGAGCAGGAGGAAGCCGAGAAGCGCCGCCAGGCGGAACUUGCGGAACUGCAGCGCCUGGAGGAGGAGCGGCAGCGGCGGUUGGAGUUGGAGCAGCUAGACGCCGAACGGCGUGAGCAGGCCCGUCUGGAGGCUGAGCUGGCGCGGGAGGAGGAGGCCAGGCGGCAGGAACACAACCUCAACAUGCGGAAAAACCUCGCCUUCGUACGGCACGGACAGGAGUUCACCAAGCCCUGGGUGUGGUCAUAUUUCAAGAACGUCCCUAUGGAGGUACUGAGAGAACCGUACGUCAAAGAGGACCCCAAGAAAAACUGGAAGCCGAAACCCAAACCGAAGAACCCGGCUCCAGAGGUCUAAAUUCCCGGUCACACAUUCUGAACCUUCCCCCGAACUGAAGUUCGGGAACAGUCUGACCAGAUUUAGGCCACGCCUACACCGAUACGAAUUGAAUCGAAUUUGAGUUAAAUUUGAGUCAAAUUAGACCACCCGAACACGCCUCUCUACUCCUAACCAUGGUUGGGGGAGUUAGGCAGUGUUUGGGAGACGAUAUUCGACUAUACGUAACAGGGACUUAACGGAACAAAUAGUUUUAUAACUGUGUUUGUUUUAUUCGAAUGUUGCACUACAUAAAUGCACGAUUGCUGCUGUAAAGUGUUUUUAUCAUGACGUGAUGUUGCUAUGGCAAUAACGUAUCAAUAUUUUAAGUGCACAGUAAGAUGUGAAAUAUAGUGUUUUA
Molecule: messenger RNA, 4866 nt
Organism: Branchiostoma belcheri (Belcher's lancelet)
Lineage: Eukaryota; Metazoa; Chordata; Leptocardii; Amphioxiformes; Branchiostomatidae
Product: titin homolog
Exons: 16
Coding region: 666-4487 (1273 amino acids)
Source: RefSeq, a predicted model, not a curated record